Choloepus didactylus (southern two-toed sloth) is the source of this 9562-nucleotide messenger RNA. RefSeq names its product disco interacting protein 2 homolog B (gene DIP2B). The transcript has 37 exons. The coding region runs from base 984 to 5363 and encodes 1459 amino acids. The record is from RefSeq and is a predicted model, not a curated record. NCBI's taxonomy places the organism in Eukaryota, Metazoa, Chordata, Mammalia, Pilosa, Megalonychidae.
UCUUCCUAAGGAAAGCUGUCCUCGGUGAUUUAUGGGUGUUCCCAGGGAAGAUUCCCCAAGUGAUUCGAGGUUCCCCAUUCACUACCCCCAUCCACACUUCUUGAAUGGGGUGCAAAGGGGUCUCUAUAAUGAUUCAAAGUGAUUAUUGGCAUACUCUCACUAUAGAAAAGCAAAUUAAAUCUGUGAAGGGCAUCCUCCUUCCUUAAUGGUAUCUAUCAGGCAGUGUUAUUGUGAAGAUAAAAUGAAUUGGUGUGUAUGAAAGUUUCAAGAGCCAUAGAAAUGUUAGUUUCAUUGUUAUUCUGUCGUUUCUCGUUUAAGUCCUUUGUAGACUGUCCACUUGGCCUAAGACAAGUCACCUGACCUGCCUUUUCUUCUCCAGCCUCAUUUUAGAGCAUUCUAUCUCUUCGUUGUGGUUUAGACCCACUAGUCUUUCUAGAUACACAGAUGGGUUUUUCUCCCUCACUGGACUUCUGCAAGCAUCAUGAUUUUGUAUAAUGUGUCGUUUCCCUCUCUCUGCCUAAGUUCUACAUCAUUAUCUUCUUUUAAAAGAGACCUUCCCUGAAACUAAUACAAUUAAAAUUCCCCAUUGUGUGGGCUCAGAGAGUCCUGUUCUUUUCCUUCUUGUUACUCAUCACAAUUUAAAGAUAUAUGUGAAUUGGUGACCACUUCUUUAAUAUAUUCUUUCUCUAGAAAUCAGCAUUAAGGCCAGUGAGCAUGCCUGUUCUAUUCCCCCUUAAAAUGAAAGUUGGAUUGUGUUACCUGAUUCUCACAAUACAUCCUGCUUCACUCUUGAUCUUAGAGAAACUGAUUCAGCAAUACAAAAAGAACAUAGAAACCAGACCUCUACCCCAUCUGCAUCUCAAACUUCUGCUCCUUCAAAAUACCAUCGAACUCGAUCUGGGGGAGCCAGGGAUGAACGAUAUCGCUCAGAUAUUCACACAGAAGCAGUUCAGGCUGCACUGGCAAAACAUAAAGAACAGAAAAUGGCUUUGCCCAUGCCCACCAAAAGACGUUCCACAUUUGUCCAGUCUCCUGCGGAUGCCUGUACACCUCCUGACACGUCUUCGGCCUCUGAGGAUGAAGGCUCUCUGAGACGCCAAGCUGCGCUCUCUGCUGCCUUGCAACAGAGCUUACAGAACGCUGAGUCCUGGAUCAACCGUUCAAUUCAGGGAUCGUCCACUUCUUCAUCUGCAUCUUCCACGCUGUCCCACGGAGAGGUCAAAGGAACCAGUGGGUCUCUAGCUGAUUUAUUUGCCAAUACUCGAAUAGAGAAUUUCUCUGCUCCCCCCGAUGUCACUACAACUACCUCUUCCUCAUCGUCAUCUUCCUCAAUACGCCCAGCAAAUAUUGACCUGCCCCCCUCGGGGAUAGUUAAAGGCAUGCACAAAGGAUCCAACAGGUCCAGCCUUAUGGAUACAGCUGAUGGUGUCCCUGUCAAUAGUAGAGUAUCCACAAAAAUUCAGCAGCUUCUGAAUACUCUGAAGCGACCCAAAAGGCCUCCCUUAAAGGAAUUUUUUGUGGAUGACUCUGAAGAAAUUGUGGAAGUACCUCAGCCAGACCCCAACCAGCCCAAGCCUGAGGGCCGGCAGAUGACCCCUGUGAAGGGUGAGCCGUUAGGAGUCAUCUGUAACUGGCCUCCUGCUCUUGAAUCUGCCCUGCAACGCUGGGGUACCACUCAAGCAAAAUGCCCCUGCCUGACUGCGCUGGAUAUGACAGGGAAACCAGUUUAUACUCUCACGUAUGGAAAGUUAUGGAGCAGAAGUUUAAAGUUGGCCUACACCCUGCUCAAUAAGCUGGGGACCAAAAACGAACCUGUGUUAAAACCAGGAGACAGGGUAGCCCUGGUUUACCCCAACAACGAUCCAGUCAUGUUUAUGGUGGCUUUUUAUGGGUGUCUUCUGGCAGAAGUGAUUCCAGUGCCUAUAGAGGUACCUCUUACCAGAAAGGAUGCUGGAGGUCAGCAGAUUGGCUUCUUGCUAGGAAGCUGUGGUGUUGCCUUAGCUCUUACCAGUGAAGUUUGUCUGAAGGGGCUGCCAAAAACCCAGAAUGGAGAAAUUGUACAGUUUAAAGGUUGGCCCCGGCUCAAAUGGGUUGUAACAGAUUCCAAGUACCUUUCGAAGCCACCUAAAGACUGGCAGCCUCACAUCUUGCCUGCUGGUACAGAACCAGCAUAUAUUGAGUAUAAAACAAGCAAAGAAGGGAGUGUAAUGGGAGUUACAGUGUCCCGGCUUGCAAUGUUGUCUCACUGCCAAGCUCUGUCCCAGGCCUGCAAUUAUUCUGAAGGAGAAACAGUAGUAAAUGUUUUAGACUUUAAGAAGGAUGCAGGGCUGUGGCACGGCAUGUUUGCGAAUGUAAUGAAUAAGAUGCAUACAAUUAGUGUACCCUACUCUGUUAUGAAGACCUGCCCUCUCUCUUGGGUCCAGCGAGCUCAUGCCCACAAAGCCAAAGUAGCUUUAGUAAAAUGCCGAGACUUGCACUGGGCUAUGAUGGCACAUCGGGACCAGAGAGAUGUGAGCCUGAGUUCGCUCCGAAUGUUAAUUGUGACUGAUGGAGCCAAUCCCUGGUCUGUUUCAUCCUGUGAUGCCUUCCUGAGUUUGUUCCAGAGCCAUGGACUGAAACCUGAGGCCAUCUGUCCCUGUGCUACGUCUGCUGAAGCCAUGACUGUAGCAAUCCGCAGACCUGGAGUUCCAGGGGCUCCUUUGCCAGGAAGAGCUAUUCUCUCAAUGAAUGGAUUGAGCUAUGGAGUAAUACGGGUCAAUACUGAAGAUAAAAAUUCAGCACUUACAGUCCAAGAUGUAGGACAUGUGAUGCCUGGUGGGAUGAUGUGCAUUGUGAAACCAGAUGGACCUCCCCAGCUCUGCAAAACAGAUGAGAUUGGAGAAAUCUGUGUUAGCUCCAGAACAGGAGGCAUGAUGUACUUUGGGCUUACUGGUGUGACAAAAAAUACUUUUGAGGUGAUUCCAGUGAAUUCUGCAGGCUCUCCUGUUGGGGAUGUGCCAUUCAUCCGGUCAGGAUUACUGGGGUUUGUAGGGCCAGGUAGUUUGGUGUUCGUGGUUGGGAAAAUGGAUGGAUUACUGAUGGUUAGUGGUCGAAGACAUAAUGCUGAUGACAUUGUUGCCACCGGAUUGGCUGUUGAAUCAAUAAAGACAGUUUAUAGAGGAAGAAUUGCUGUAUUUUCUGUGUCUGUAUUUUAUGAUGAGCGCAUUGUGGUGGUUGCGGAACAAAGACCUGAUGCGUCUGAGGAAGAUAGUUUUCAGUGGAUGAGCCGAGUGCUGCAGGCUAUCGAUAGCAUUCAUCAAGUGGGAGUUUAUUGUCUUGCUCUGGUGCCUGCCAAUACAUUGCCAAAAACUCCACUAGGAGGGAUCCAUAUAUCUCAGACAAAACAGCUCUUUCUGGAGGGGUCUCUGCAUCCUUGCAAUAUCCUCAUGUGCCCACAUACAUGUGUGACCAAUUUACCAAAACCCCGGCAAAAGCAACCAGGUGUAGGCCCUGCUUCUGUGAUGGUUGGGAAUCUGGUUGCUGGAAAACGCAUAGCACAAGCUGCAGGAAGGGAUCUUGGGCAAAUUGAAGAGAAUGAUUUAGUGAGGAAGCACCAGUUUCUGGCAGAGAUUUUACAGUGGCGAGCCCAGGCAACUCCUGACCAUGUACUCUUCAUGCUGUUAAAUGCCAAGGGAACUACUGUGUGCACAGCCAGCUGCCUUCAACUUCAUAAACGAGCAGAGAGGAUUGCAUCAGUUCUUGGUGAUAAAGGACAUCUAAAUGCAGGAGACAAUGUGGUAUUGCUGUAUCCACCUGGCAUUGACUUAAUUGCUGCCUUCUAUGGCUGCCUGUAUGCAGGGUGCAUUCCUGUGACAGUCCGGCCUCCUCACGCUCAGAACCUUACAGCUACCUUGCCCACUGUCCGCAUGAUUGUUGAUGUCAGCAAAGCAGCCUGUAUCCUCACCACUCAGACCCUCAUGAGGUUACUGAGGUCCCGAGAGGCAGCAGCAGCUGUGGAUGUGAAAACCUGGCCAACCAUCAUUGACACAGAUGAUUUACCCAGGAAAAGAUUACCUCAGCUGUAUAAACCACCCACUCCUGAGAUGUUGGCAUAUCUUGAUUUUAGUGUCUCCACAACUGGCAUGCUUACCGGAGUGAAGAUGUCACACUCUGCAGUUAAUGCUCUUUGUAGAGCCAUUAAGCUCCAGUGUGAGUUGUACUCUUCUCGGCAGAUUGCCAUCUGUCUUGAUCCUUACUGUGGACUUGGAUUUGCACUCUGGUGUCUCUGCAGUGUCUAUUCAGGUCACCAGUCCAUCUUAAUUCCUCCUAUGGAGUUAGAAAACAACCUUUUCCUCUGGCUCUCCAUAGUCAACCAGUAUAAAAUUAGGGAUACUUUCUGCUCCUAUUCAGUAAUGGAGCUCUGCACUAAAGGACUUGGAAACCAGGUGGAGGUGCUGAAGACAAGAGGAAUCAAUCUCUCCUGCAUCCGGACCUGUGUGGUGGUGGCAGAGGAGCGGCCCCGCAUUGCCCUCCAGCAGUCCUUCUCCAAACUCUUUAAAGACAUCGGUCUGUCCCCUCGGGCUGUCAGCACCACUUUUGGAUCAAGAGUCAAUGUAGCAAUAUGUUUACAGGGUACGUCAGGGCCUGAUCCAACUACUGUGUAUGUAGAUCUGAAGUCAUUAAGACAUGACAGGGUUCGUCUUGUGGAACGGGGUGCUCCCCAGAGUUUGCUCCUUUCAGAGUCUGGAAAGAUCUUACCUGGAGUGAAAGUGGUUAUUGUUAAUCCUGAGACCAAAGGGCCUGUUGGAGACUCUCACCUUGGAGAGAUUUGGGUGAAUAGUCCCCACACAGCCAGUGGCUACUACACCAUCUAUGAUAGUGAGACCCUUCAAGCUGAUCAUUUCAAUACUCGCCUCAGCUUUGGGGAUGCUGCACAGACACUCUGGGCUCGGACGGGAUACCUCGGGUUUGUCCGCCGGACUGAGCUCACAGCAGCCACUGGAGAGCGUCAUGAUGCAUUAUAUGUAGUGGGAGCUCUGGAUGAAACGUUGGAGCUGAGAGGAUUACGAUAUCACCCAAUCGACAUUGAGACCUCAGUGUCUCGGAUCCACCGGAGCAUUGCUGAAUGUGCUGUGUUCACGUGGACCAACUUGCUUGUGGGUGGUUGUGGGAAUUGUGAUGGCUCUGAACAGAAGCCCUGGAUCUGGGUUCCUUUGGUGACAAAUGUGGUCCUAGAAGAACAUUACCUCAUUGUUGGCGUUGUGGUUGUGGUGGACCCAGGUGUUAUCCCAAUCAACUCCAGGGGAGAGAAGCAGAGGAUGCACCUCCGUGACAGCUUCUUAGCUGACCAAUUAGACCCAAUCUAUGUGGCUUAUAAUAUGUAGCCAUCCUUCUGCGGAUGGCAGGGUCCAGAUCUGAAGAACCACAAGGACUGAAGACCCAUGACUAGGAGCAAGUUUUUAAAUGAUGUGAAUUACGCUGAGAUGGCUACAUUAUAUCCUUCAUCUCAUCCUGUGGGAUUCUGCAAUCACAUGACACAAAGGAAAGGGAAAUUCCAUGGUGGCAAAUGAAAAAAAUGUUAACAGUUUAUUAGAUAUGAGCUUUAACAUGGUGUGAGCAGCACAUUACUAAAGCAAUUACAUGCAUGUUGCAUUUUUUCAUCUGUUGUACAUACUUGUAUUUUUAUCUAAUGCUGUUUUAGAAUUUUGUAAGGGAGUUUAUUGAAUUCACAUGAAGGGGGUAGUCUGAGUUAUGCAGUUCCCCACUCUCUGUACUGUAUUUUGCCAUUUUACUGUAGCUAAACAUAAUGCAGGUCUUGUUAACAUGGAACUUAAACUCACCUUACUUUCAGUCGACCCAUGUGCAAAUCUGAUAACCCACUGAAUCUGAUAAUUACUUCUUUAUAUAUACUUCUUGACUGUAAAGUGUUUUGACCAGUGUUUUAAACAUGUAAAUAAGAAUACACAUAAUUCAGCUAAAGAACUGAAGAAUUGGCUUACAACAAAAGUAGAAACAUUUCUACUUUGGGAGAAUUUCAAGGUUCUCUUGAUGUAGUACAAUUGAUUAGGUGACUAAAAAGUGCAAAUUAUUUGCAGGUUUUGCUGUACAUUGUACUAUGUCUUUGUUGGUUGGUAUAUUUAUAAACUAAAGCUGCCUAUAUUGUUUUAAAAGCUUGCAUCCCCAGAAUCAGCUUAAGCUUUAAGAAUUAAACCUGUUCCUACAAGCUGAAAAUCUCAGUUUAAAAAUCAAAAUGUUGAGAAAACGCUAAGAUUUAUUAGAUCCCACCUUAUCGUAAGAAACCACAACUCACUGUGGCCGCAGUUUUGAAACUGUCUUUCAAAUUUAGAGUGACUUCAUAAGAAUUUAGAAUUUCCCCUUUUUCCAGGCCCACUGUAAACUCUGUCUACAGUUUCUGUGUAUAGCUUUGCUUUUCUAGAAACUCAAGAGUGUCCUCUCUUCUUCCAGUUCAUGAAGACAGGGAUUUAAAAAAAAAGAAAAAGAAAAGAAAGCUAGGCUAGGAAGGCAGUGGUUUCAACAGUCAUGUAAAACUGUAAGGCCACAUAACUACAAAAUUCAAAACUGACUAAUUUUAGUUGCCCAGAAUAGCCAGGCUUAUGCUGAAAUAGGGGAAGUCUGAUGUAUGCAAGAAACUCUUGAAAUGAUUGUGGUGCCCCAGCCAAGCGGACUGAGCAUGGGACUAAGUUUGGUCUCCAGCUCAGUUUCCUUUCUUUGAUCUGAUACUUCAUAUAUUUGAAUAUAGUUGAAUUUUAUUAUUUUUUUCUUACAGAAAUAUUUUUAAAAAUUAAAAAAAAAAAAAACAAAACUCAAAGUGAGCAGAGAUAACUUGUUAAAUCAGAAUGGUUCUCUUUGACCCAGUCUGGUCUAUUGUGUAAAUAUUUAUUUAGACUAUUUUAAUAAUACAUAUUAUUUACCCCACUGUAACAUCAUGUAAACAAAAUAUGUUUUUAAACAAUUUUUAAGACUUGUAAUUACCCUGAAGGUAAGGUUUAUAAUGCAAAGAUCAGACCCUUUGCCAUGGCAGCACUGUUGGGGGCUGCCCUAAUAGUCUCAUGUCUCAGAGCCACUUUAUGAUUCCCUUUUUCAUAAUUAUCUUUUUCUCCCAACUCAUUCUCCACAGAGGGCAGACCUUAAGACAUUUUCCAGUUCCAGAUAUCUUUUUAAACAUUUUGGAUGAAAUUAAUUUACAUGUAAUUGGAAAGGUUCUAGGAUAUACAGGAAAAAAGCACUUACUUUGGGGCAAGCUAGAAAUCACAGAGACAAGCAGUGAUUGGGUUUGCAGAGAAGACAGCCUGCUUGUUUGGAAAGUGAUUCUCUUAAAACCAUUUUUAAUGAUUUACUAGACAGCGUAGGGGAUCCUGCGGAUCAGUGAAAUUGUUUUAUUUCCAUAAUCCCCAAGUUCUAAAAAAAAAUAUCAGGGUCUUUCCUAAACUAAUUAUAUGGGUUGUUUUGAUAAUUCUUGCUAACACAAACAUCUACAGCUUCAUUGUCCACUAAAACUAUAAUGAAAGCCACAUCUGUAAUUUUAAAUUUUCUAGUAACCACAUUUUUAAAAGUAUAAAGAAACAGAUGACAUUGAUUUUAAUAUAUUUUAUUUAACCCUAUAUAUCAAAAAUACUAUCAUUUCAACAUGGAAUAAAUAUUAAAAAUAUUAAUGAAAAUUAUUAAUUUUACAAUCUUUUUUUCAUAAAUCUUCAAAAUCCAGUAUAUAUUUUACAUUUAAAGCAAAUGUCAGUUUGAAUUAGCCACAUUUCAAGUCUUCAGUAGCCACAUGUGCCGAGUGAUUACUUUAUUGGGCAGCACACAGAUUUAUUCUCAUUCCAUUAAUCACAGAGUGUGGCGAACCCCCAGUUAUUUAGGGCUGAUUAUCUAGUUUUAUAGUUCCUUGGGCCUCAGAUUUAUCUUUAUUUUUUGGUUUUGGCCUUAUGACUGCUUUACUGGUCUUUUGUAUACCCCGCAAAGUCAGAAUGCUAGGAAAAGAAACAGAUCUGUCUUUCAGGAACUUUAUCAUUAACUUGGUAGAGUAACCUUAGAAGGGGGAGGAGAAUCCAGUUGUUAGGUAAGUUGGUGUUUGUGUGGGCAUCUGCAGAUUUAAUGCCUAGUCUAUCAUGGAUAAUUGAGAGCAGACUUGGGUAAGAAACUUUCCCUUGAUGACACAAUGCUCUUGCUCUCCCCACAUUAAGUAGAACCUUGGUGGAAAAACUGUCUUAAGUCAGGCCUGAAAGGCCAUUAUUGAUGAAACACAGCCUUGCCAACACAUCCUCUGGAACACAUUCUGUUUGGAUUCUUAUGCCUGUGAAAAGGAAAACUAAAUUAAUAGCAAAGCUCUCAUCUCAAUUAAGAGAAAUGUAUUAAUCUGAAAGUUUCUGACCUCUUUCGGGUUCUCUGCAGAAGUGACUGAGGUAGAUCAGGAAGGGGCUACCUCAGGAGAAUUCCUAGGCCCUGGGAAUUCUUAGAGCUGCACAUGUUUCAUCUUUUCCAUCAGUUGGACCAGGGAAUUACCAGCAUGCUGAUUGGCAUUAGUCAGUCCACAAACAGCUUUUAUUUACUUCCUCUUUUUAAUGGGCCUAGGUUCUCCCCAGUGUCAACUCCUUUCCUUCCGAAGUUGCAUUGCCUCAGGCUUUUUAGGGACCAUUGCCUGUAGAGUAGCUCCUUUAGUCCCUGGGGAAAGCUUGCUUAAUGCUUUUGUUGAAUUAACAAAGGGCCUGAGGCCUUAAGUUUUCUGUUAAGGUCUCUGUCCCAGGCAUGGUGCUCAGUAUCUUGGCCAAAUAAAUUACCUUCCUUGAAUAUCCAGGAAUCUUUUAGACUAAAGCAAUGAGGAGUUACCACCUCACCCUCGAACUCCAGCAUAAUCUAUGCCUUAGUGUUGUUUUUGUUGUCUGCUUUGAUGUAAAAUCAAGAGUAUUUGGAGCAAGAAGCUGCAGUACUCCAAGUACACAAUAGGCCUUUUCUUUAUCAUUCAUACAACAUUUCUGGUUUAGGUAUAUGUAGAUGGACCAUGUUAUUUGUCCAGAAGAAGAGAUUGUAAAGAUAUAAGAAUAAUUUUUUAGUCCUAAAUAUUGUUUUGUUUACUUUCUGUCAAGAUAUUUACCAGUGUCAAAUCCAAACUAUAGUACUGUGUAAUUAUGUAUAAAGUUUUUUUUUUAUUUAUUUGAAAUUAGACUAGAUAUACAUUUUUAAAUUUAACAUCUGGCUGGACAGUGUUCUAUUAACUCAUUGAAUGUGUUUCCUUUGUCUUGUGUUAAUAAAUAUUGAUGCCUGAUUGUGUUUAAUCCUUUGCACAUUGGGAGGGAGGUUAGGGAAUUGAUAGAUUUUAAAUUAACUUCAGGUAAGACCCAGUGGUAGCUGGAGUUAUCUAAGGAAAGUGAACACUAGAGAACCAAAGUCAGUGCUAAAAAAGGAGGCCACAUCAAGGAAGAGUAGAGAAUCAUUUUGAAAACUAAGACUUUUGUCAGGGCUUCUUAAGGUAACAAUUACAGUUUAGUUUUCCUCCUACCCAUGUGGCAUUUGGUAGUUUUUCAACUAUUGAUCAUAAACUUGACAAUAAACUGACAGUAAACUUGAA